AGUAGUUCGGCUCGAACCGCCGAUAAGAACGCAUGCGAGUGUUUCAGUUCGCUGUGGAACCGCGCACGCGCUCUCGCGAUCACAACGUAUUAACCCGACCAAAACAGUUGGAAAAAUUAUUACACCACCCUCUUUACUGAACGCAACAGUGACAGUGACGUUUCGGGGGAUGUGACAGAACACGCCUUUUAUUAUGAUUGUGUACAUUUGGUGAAAUUUUCAGUGCUGAAAUAUAUUGAACUAAGUAAACCCAUUGACCGUUGAAUUUUGUGACAUAGAUAGUGUUUGUGAACUGUGUUUGUUAUACGUGAUAGAAAUGAGAAUGGGUCAUAGUGCUGGGUAGCGUGAUGAUGCGAAAGGAAGCUGCCGGUUCGCCCGGCGGGACUGAUAUCGCCUUAAACUCAGCCGACUGCCUUAAUUUACAGCAAAUUCUUCAGGCUUUUAACUCUAAUAUAAGUGAAGAGCAUGCUUGGGCGUUAUUUUACCAAGCUUCAAAGUGUUACCAGAAAUGUUUGGACGAAGGGACUGCAUACUACCUGCCUACUGAGCUAGGGCAUGUUUUGCUUCAUAAAGAUGGGACCGUGCACCCAGGCACGCUGAUGUAUAUAAGAGAUGACAGCAGCAGAGAAAAAGUGAAAUCAGAACACGAGUUGGUGGUGAAUCUGGCAAUUGUUGUUUACCAUGCCUUGGACUACACGCACGGCGAGGAUGAGGAGCGGCUCAUCUCUCCAGACCUGGAGGGCCUCAUCACAGAUAUGACGGGCAACAUUACAGAUGACGAGGAAGAGAUCAGCGGUCUGUCCGAGGGUUCGGAGACGUCUGAGGGUGGACGAGCAGAUACUGAUGAUGAGGGCAUCGAGAGGGACUCGGAGCCGGCGCCGAGGAGGCGACGCGUCCGGAGGUUUCUGUUGAAAGACGUUAUAGAGCGUUGUAUAUGGCACUGCGGCGGUGGAAGUGGUCGUUUGGCUCGUGAGACGGCCGCUGGUCACUACCGCGCCGUCUGCCGGGCGCUGGUCGCCGAAGCCCUCGAGCUGGCCUCGUUCCUGGCCCGUGUUCGCGUCACAGGAGCCAGGGACCUCGGAGCCGCUGAGGACUCCGCCACUCAUCUCGACACGCUGCAGUUCUCAGAUUGGUCGAACCGAAGAAUUUGGAGGGCCUUGCAAGCGCGGUUCUGGAUGCAAGUUAUCGGGGAGUUGCGAAUGGGAGUGAAACUGAAGAAGGUUAACUACUCACGGACGCCAAUAGAAUAUGAAUUGACUCCAUAUGAAAUCCUCAUGGACGAUAUAAGGUCGAGGCGGUAUACGUUAAGGAAAGUUGAUGGCGCCAUACCUCAGAAUGUUAAGAAGGACGCACACGCAAUGAUACUCGAAUUUAUUAGAAGUAGACCGCCGCUCAAGAAGGCAUCAGAACGCAAGUUGGCCCCGGUCCGUCGCGAGGUGACUCCUAGGGAACAGCUGCUAGCUUCCAUACAACUCGGGAAACAGUUGCGACCUACGACGCAAUCCAGGAGUAUAUCUACUAGUGGUUCAGGCAGCGGUGCCGGUGGUGGCGAGUCUCGUAGAGGAGAUGUGACGCCGCACGCACCGCCACAGAGACGACUCAUUAAAGUUGAUUUUGACAAUCUCGAGGAUGACGAAGACGAAGACGACACAGAGACUUGUGUCAGUCCUGAAACCUGCCCGCCCCAGCCCUUCCCGAGGCACACCAUCAAACAGACACCGCCGAAACCAUGGAAGAGAACCGUGUCCGUGGAUACGCCGCGGGCUCCUCCCCGCGCGCGCAUCUCACACGACGAGUACCAUCAGUUUUUCGACGAGACCCUCGAAUCCUACGACCUGGCUACCCAAUGUCCCUCCCGUCGAGCGUCCAUGCGUCGCCACACAAUAACACACGCACACGCGUGCCCCGCGACCGACGGCGCACAGUCACUGCCACAUUCAAGACCGGGUUCUCGUGCGUCCUGCGCAGGGGCGUCUCUCAGCAGUGACGACGCUCAGCUGAAUGAGUUGUCGUGGUCCCGAGCCUCGCUCCAGGACGAGCUGAUCAAGUCGGUUAGUGACAGCCCUACCAGCACGCAUAAGCAAUGGCAGGACGCGAUUAUAUCAGACGAGCGUCUCUCGCUAACGCUAGAGGAGAUCGUCCACAUCAGAUCUGUGCUGACGAAGGCUGAGCUAGAGGUUCUGCCGGUGGAGGGCAGGGUCAAAGAGGACGUGGAGAGACGACGGGUUUGUUUCCUGUGCCUGAAGACGAGGUUCGGCAUCUUUGGUCCUUGGGGUCAGAAAUGCAAACUGUGCAAGAAGACCGUCUGUCAGAAAUGUUGUUCCAAGAUGCGUAUCCCGACGGAACACUUCGCGCACGUCCCCGUGGCGUUGUUGUCGCCGUCCUUGCUCCCCUCCCCCGACGAGGAGACCGCCUUCCCCCGCUCGCUGAUGGCGCGGCUCGUGUUGCCCGAACACGCGGCGUCGGUAGAGAACAGUGUAGGCUCGGCCCCCAGCAGCCCGGGCUCGCGCCGCAUCACGUCAGCCCCGGGCUCCCGCGGCGCCUCCGCCCUCGGCUUCUCGGACUCCUCCGGCGGCCCCGGCAGCAUGCCCUGUGUCUCAACACCGCUAUCCACAUUCUCCACAUUCGAUCGCAGAGCGAGGUACGGUCGCAGUGCGGGUUCGGGCGCGGCGGAGAGACUGCGAGGCGUGCAGAUGGCAGUCUGUCACGACUGUAAGGCGAUGGUGCUUCAGAUCAUAAAAUCCUCGCGCGCCGCCCGCUCCGCUUCCCGCGACCGCGCGCUGCGACACCUCACCCUGGACCUGGCGCCCGUAUACACCGCGGACUGCUAGACGACCCCGCCGCCACCGGAGCCCUACAUCACUAGGCACAAUUCAUACGGAGCUCAAACUAGUUAAUAUCACCUCAGAGCUUCCUGUAUGUGACGUAUGACGAAGACUUUUGACAAUACUCUAUGACAUUGACAGUUAGUGAUGAGUUUUAGAACGUUAUUAUGAUUUAUGUGUCGCACAAAACUAUUUACAUUGUCCCGGCGAUGGUCAUUCACGUUUGAUGUAUUUAACAUUACGAAUAGAGAAAUUUUUAAACAAAGAAUUAUAUCCGAAAUAAUUAAAUUAAAUAGAUAAUAGAAAGGAAUAUUUUGUCAUAUAUAUUUAUAUAUUCCAUGUAAUAGAUGCUAUGUCUACAAUUUGAAUGUGAAUCGUAAUCUGUGUUCAAUAUAAAUGUGCUAUAAGUGUUAUGAUAUGAGAGUGUACUAUAUUAAAGUUGAGACAUUUUUCUUAUUUCCUUUGUAUUUCGAACAUUAAAUAUUUUUUAUAACAUGUAAUAACGUUGACAUUCCGAGGACGGGCGUUGUUUUGUUCAAUAUUUUCCUGUGCCAUAUGAACAGAUUGGAACAAUGUUUGAGGUGAGAGUGAAAGUCAAAUGUACAAAAUGUAACAUUCUAGCUAUCAUUCGGAAGGGCUUGAGCUUAACUCAUAUUUAUUGUGUGCUUUGCCUUGGAUACUGGUCACACAUACGUUUAGAAUCAUACUAAAAGUAUUUAAGCUCUAAGAGGUUAUGUCGUUUUUGUCGCUCUGAGCUAAAACUGACAAUUAUUCUCGUAGCAUACAUUUCAAACAUCGGGUACUUUCUAAUUUGAAUUUUUACGUGUCUGUGUCGCUGUGCAUAUAUAUAAAACGUAGGGACCACGGCUAUUAGCUUAAUUGUAUACAAAAUAAUUUUAGAAUCAUAGUAUUUUUUUUAAUACUUUUCUUUAAAAAAUGUUGAAAUCCGUACUGUUUCUGUACGAAUCGUACGUCACUAAGGAAUGGGUUAGUGUUGUGAUACAAAAAAAUUUAUAUGUCGACAAAGUACCCCGAAUUGUAAAGAAUCAGUUUCUUAAUUAUUAUAAUUUUCGUAUAAAGUAUCUUCUUAUUAAACGCUACCUUAACAAUAGGGAAAACUCAUUUUGAUAAAAAUUUUAUAGAAUAUAUAUUAAUUAUAUUAUCUUUAUUUCUCGUUCUUCAUUCGAAAAUUAUCUGUAUUCGAUUCGCGCGCUUAUUAUUAAUUUCGAUUUCCAUAAUUUCAAAUACUUUUUUUUUUUACAUUUGUCAUAUUAUGUUAAAAAAUAACUUUGUGUGACCAGUAUUUGAUAAACGGAUCAGGUUUUUUGAUUUCCUAUUCAUCAAAUGUUUUAGAUUAAUAUAGGUAUAAUUAAAUUAUUUUUGCCAAAUAUGUAAGCACUUUCCAUCCUCUUGUAAAUAUUCAUUUAGUUUUUGGAUAUGUUAAUUGGUUACUUAACUCCUAGUGAUAGAUUUCAAUGUUCAUAAAAAUUGUAUUUUUGUCUAAAAAAUUUUAAGAACUGGGAUUAUUUCCAAAUUAACAUUGUAACCUAUUUGUUUAAGAGCUGAAAUGUCACACAUGUAUUAAUAUUCAGUAGACCAUUUAUAAAUUCGUUUUGAUAAUCCACUGAGAAUAUUUAUUGUAUUGUAUUUUAGGCCUAACAAUAUAAUUAUGUCGCUGUUCGGUUGCCAUUUUCUUAUCUGUAUUGAAUUUUUUUUUAAUUAUAUUAAUCCUAAUUAAUGUACCUAAAAUUUUAAAUACUUAUAAAUAAAAUCCCAGUUAUAAAUCUUGUAAAUGUAUGUAAAUUUUAGUAGUCUAUAUUAGAUGUUACGUAGAUUGUACCGUCUAAAGCAUAUAUAAAACAUUAAAAAAACAAACGGUAACGAUAUUAAAACAAUUACAAAUCAAA
Molecule: messenger RNA, 4732 nt
Organism: Danaus plexippus (monarch butterfly)
Lineage: Eukaryota; Metazoa; Arthropoda; Insecta; Lepidoptera; Nymphalidae
Gene: spir
Product: protein spire
Exons: 19
Coding region: 348-2831 (827 amino acids)
Biological process (GO): Golgi vesicle transport; actin filament polymerization; polar body extrusion after meiotic divisions
Cellular component (GO): cytoplasmic vesicle membrane; cell cortex
Molecular function (GO): actin binding
Source: RefSeq, a predicted model, not a curated record